Molecule: messenger RNA, 8355 nt
Organism: Chiloscyllium plagiosum (whitespotted bambooshark)
Lineage: Eukaryota; Metazoa; Chordata; Chondrichthyes; Orectolobiformes; Hemiscylliidae
Source: RefSeq, a predicted model, not a curated record
CUUAGCUUACUUAUUAAACCGGUUAGUUUCACAAUCCUGCUGUUGCUGGGAUUUCAGAGCUCAGUGGUGCUUCCUUCACAAUGCACUCGGGUUGAAAGAAUGAUGGAUUUCCGCUGGUUUGCAAGGACAGCAGCGUUUCGUGAUAGAUUUCCUGAAGGUUUUGUACCAGGUAGGAAACUUCUCGUGGGCCGAAGCUCACCUUUACCGUGAUCAAAUCUGUUCUGGUUUAAACAGAAUCUGACUGGAACGGCUACCUACUGAAGUUGAAGCGACGCCUUUAAUUGAGUUUUUUUUUUACUCGCCGAACUCAGGCACUUGACUUUUGCAAUCUCUUUUCAAGGUUAUUUCUGGGAAUAACCAAGAUACUAAAACAGACCAAGAUACUAAAACUGGAGAAAUCUGCCAAACUCCCCGUGUAAUCGCGAUUACUGAGAGCCGCUGUUGCAAUGAGAUGUACCUGAGAACAAACAUUUUAUCACUCUUGAAUCUUUAUUUACAAAUAAAUCGUUGUUUUGCCAAGUGCGGUACCUAAUAUGCAAAUUCUCGCCAAACGUGCAGUCGGCAUUGCAAAGUUGGGAGCAGCCCUGCACCCGAGAGGCAGCUGGGACGCUGGGGAAGUCUAUUAGCCUGUUGUUUCCUGCAUUCCUCGGUAGCUGGCACUCUACGCUCUCCGUGAAUAAGACACAAACGCAGCAACACGGCGGCGGAUCAUCUGCGCUGGGGACAGGAAUCUGAUCGCUUCCAGGGAUAAGACUGCACUGGCUGUGGGUGGGUGAUAGAUUGCUGCAUUUGUUCCUACUCCUGUCAAGGAUCCGGGCAUUUGAGGGAAAACUUUGCCGCCAAACCGACAUCUGGAAUUAGCAUUUGAGGGGCGAGUGUUGAUCUGUCCAAGGUGCUGAAAUGUAGUCUUGCUCCUCCGAGGUGGAUACUAUGGGCUUCGCCGCUGAGAAGUUACAUUGCAGUUUAUAGCGCAAUGGGACGUGAAGAUCUACACCCCUGAUGUCGAGGGGGCUUUCUUUUGCUCCAAGUAUGCGUGGCAGGAUUUGACGGAAUGGGCCGUUUUCUGGUAUACCUGAGAUCAACUGUGCUACUGUUUUUCAGCUAUUUUAACAUCUGCCUGAUCACAGCGGACAUACCAGCAGCUCCCGUCAAUGUCACAGUUCGACAGCUGCAGGCCAACUCGGCAGUGGUAUCAUGGGAGGUUCCUGAUGGAGAUGCUGUUAUUGGCUAUGCUAUAUCACAGCAGAAAAAGGAUGUGAGAAUGCUACGCCUUAUUCAGGAAGUGAAUACCACAACCCGUUCCUGUGUAUUGUGGGACUUAGAGGAGAAUACUGAGUAUAUUGUCCAUGUGCAGUCAAUUACUCUGAGCGGUGUGAGCCCAGCUAGUGACCCUAUCUCAUUCUGGACCCCAAAGGAAGCCGAGAAAUCAGCUUCAAAAGAGGAGGUUCAGCAACAUUAUACACAACUAAGGAUGGGCGAGAUGAUCAUUAUUCUGGUUGUGCUCGUCAUGUGGGCAGGCAAUAUGAUAUCAUCAAGGACAAUGAACCUACCAAUAAUAAGGACAAAGCCAAGAGCUCUUCAGAGUACAGCACACCAGAGCACCCAACAGGAGGUCUACUACGCAGCAAGUUUCCAAAGAACAAGCCUUCUGUAAAUAUCAUUGAAGCCUGACUGCUGUCAACAAAGAAGAUGGUUUAAUUAAUCCAUUAACCUGGUUUAUUUUGGGAAGAAGCAUUGGCUUUUACGUUGCAAAGUACUGCUUCAUAAAUAGAUUUGAAAGCACACAACAAUCAAGAUUGUUUGAAAUGUUCAUCUUCAUCAAGGAUAGGAGAUCAUUUAAUUUCUCAUCUGUGAAAAAGAAAAGCCCUAAAGUUUUGUAUAACAUGACAAAAGGUAAUUUAACAAAGAUUUUUAUCUUUGCAUUCUUGCAAAGGGACUUGCUAGUUCAAAAAUAAGCAAUUUAAGAAAUGGUUGCUUACAUGUAAAGUUUUCUCGCUAACAUUUCAUCGGAUCAAUUAUAAACAGUUGACAAAUGCUGUUUCAGAAAUCCAAAAUACUGAAGAUUGUCAUGUGGAUCAUAAACAAUUUUAUUGUGCAUAUUUUAAAUGUUCAAUGUCUCUUCACAGACAGGAAUGUGUUUAGGGCAACAAGCUCUUAAAUGGAUCCACAGAAAUGGCUUAAUAUAAUCAAAUCUCUCAUUUCGACAAGAAAACUAGCUAGAUGACUUGAGUUUCAAGAACAACUUUAUUGGAAAGAUGAUGACUAUUAGAUUUUUAUCACUACCUUCAAUGAUAUUAUCACUCAGUUUGCUUAUAAAAAAUUAUAUUUUGGGUUUGAAGUCUGCCAAGAAAUAUGAAAGACAUGUACAAAGUGGUAGCACUUCCGUUAAGUUUAAAAAAACUUCUUUCAGCCCGUGACCAAUUAAAACUGGCCAGUUUCUGAAAAUAUUUGGUUACAUAUUUAUAACAACUGUGUAAUUAUUUUUCAGUUACUCUUACGGGGGUCUUGUGGCACAGUGGUAACACUGCUACCUUUACGCCACGUCCCCUUGUUAGAAUGAGAUUUUAUAAAAGGGUUCAACAGGUUGUUAUAACACAGAAUCCCUCCACCAUUUUCCCAAGAUUCCAUGAAAGGGAAAAAAAAGUGUAAAGGUACAUUUUUAAACAGCAAUUCUUUAACCAAGAGAGCACCUUUCACUUGAACAUAAAGAAUGAUCAUACCAUUAGCCACAAACAUUAGACAUUUUGAGAAUUUUCUUUUACUCUUGUUCCUUGUAACUGCAACGUGGAUUUCUAUCAAAUGUGAAAGGAGAGAACAUUGUAGUAAUGAAUACAAAUCAUAGAUUCUUUACCAAUGUAGGCAUAUUUCAGAAUAUAAUUAAUGUACAUUAUGAAAUUUUCAUAAAACUUUAGGACAUGUAUCUCUGAAGCACACAAUUUUCUCAAAAUCCAUGUUUUGUUUUUAUUUAUUCAAGGUACAACAACCAUUUGCUAAUCUUUCCUGACUAGAGGCAAACAUGACAUAUAAAAGUGAUAUCUGUAAUGAGAAACAUGUACCUGGAGUGACCCUUAGACAUGUUCGUGGCUGUGCUUUAAAAUUAUCAUUAUAAUUGGGAUUGAAGCUUUUAGGAGAUGUUUUAUCUUAUGUUUCUAAAUUCACUGCUAAAGCAUAUUAUGGUUUGCUAGACACCAGCACAAAAACGAUUGUAUUGAUAUAUAUGCUCCCAGUCAUUUCAUUCAUACUCAAUGUAGCUCUGAUGGAACUGAAGUGUGGAUUAUCACUCCUGAGGUGGAUGCACAGUUGAGAAAUCUUCUGGCUUGCGACAUCUGCCUCAGGAUCAGCCCCAAAUGUUAGGGCUAUCAUUCCUGGUGGUGAGGUGUAGGUAGCUGUUGGAGUUGGGACCGCACUCUUUGGAGGAGCCACUUCUGAGUGCUUAGGCGAACUGGUUAAAAGGACUGCCUCAGUCUUCGGAGUCUUUGACCCAACUGUGUUGUUAAAUAUUCGGUCCUCUAGCCCUCGUUGCUCUCACAUACCCCACCAUGUUAAAAGAAACUCCCAUUCAUAAAAACAAAUUCAAUACAUUUAAAUCCCUUCAAGCACCUCAGCCUUUCAAAAGAACAAAUAUUUUUCUUCAGUUAUGAAUACUGCAUAAAGCACAAGAUAGCUAAUCCAUUUGGAGCUAUCCACCAUACUAUGCAGUUAUGCCCACACCCCUUCCCCCAUUCUGUUAUAAUGGUACUUUGUGGAAGCAGUCAAGUAGUAAUAAUGUUACAACGAUAGCACUUCUGGUUAAGUCAACAAGCACAUUUUCUUUCCAACUCUCAGACACAGUUUGGCUGAGACGUUUUCAAAAUUUAAACGGUUGAGUAUUUGAAUAACUUGACUACUUGACAGUUCCACUAACGUCCUCCACUGAGCAGAUAUUUGUACUUAAAAAACAAACGUAACAUACGCUGUAGAAUGACACCCUCACUCCAGUGAAAAUAUAGUCUGCUUGGAAUCAACCAUGAAUUCAAAUGGUCCUGCUGUUUGGAUUCUCUCCCAUCUGAGAGUGACGUCCUUUCUCCCCUAACUGAGGGAAAACAGGAUCUGUCAGAAAUGGAAGUGAGACUUCUGCAUCCAGGGUUUAUGUACCAUUUUGGAUAAAUUGUACAGUGCCCUCAGGUUUGUGAAAAUAUAGGGGCUUAAACACUAACAGAAAAAUGUUAAAACCUUUGUAUUUGAUUUAUUUUAACUGUUCAGUUUACAGAUCAAAAUUGUAAAAUUGCAUUGAAACUGCAUCGUGUUUCAGAGCUAAACAUUAAAUUGGGGCCAUCCAACUUCCCCUUCCAAAUGCUGAAAUAUAAAUGCAAAAUAUAAAAUCGAGCAUUCCAUUCAAAUACAAAUGGCAUUAUUAUGCUUUGAUCUUUGCUGUCUAAAUUUGAGUAUUCUCUCUGAGGCUUUUCACUAGUUAUGGAUUAUCAAAGGAUCUGAAAUAGAGGAGGAUAGAUUGAUUUGUACCUCAAUUCUGUCAUGUUCCCACUGGGCUGAGUGUUAAAACCCAGGCCAUACCCGCAACCUUUAGUUUUUCUGGCAAAUCUUUGGCUACAAGAUUAAAACAAAAACUCAAGGCUUCAUCGAAUACAGUGAACGUGUGAUUCGAACUGCAGGGGAACUGCCACAAAUUCAUGUUGAGUGGAGCUUCGAUGUAACUGAGAAGAUCUCAAUGUAACCGGAUUUGCCAAUAAAUGUGCUAUGUAGCAGAGAAAAGUUGCAAAUGAAAACACAGUAAAACAGCAAAUAUGGGGGGAAAGCACCCUUAUUCUCAAUGUGUUCACAUCUCACAACUGUCUGACUUUAUUUUGCAAAAUACAUUGCAAAAUGUUUUGAGCUCGAUUUGGAAAAACUCAAUAAUCUUUUUCUGCUUAACGUGCUGUUAUUGGAUGCAUUUUAUGGUGUCCUUCAUGUCAUCAGUGCAAUGAAACAUGCCUUCACUGUUGGUACUCCAGUGAGCUUUAUGCUUCAAUAGGUGACAAACUUGAUGGCAGGACUUCCCACUUCUUGGGGCAAUCUCUGUUUUUUGGCCAGUGUUUUCUGCUUGCUGAAAUCAACUUUAUUUCUCUCUGGUUGACAAAACGUUUAAACUUUCGCACAGGUCUGGCCAUACUCACAAAGAGAUUUCAAAGUCAGAUUAUGGCUCGCCCAAUGUUUGAUAAUUUCAGGAUCUAGCUUGAUUCAAUUCAGUUCUGAACGUUUGAUAUAGUCAUAUGACAGGUUUUCAGGAGUUUGUCUAAUCCAGAGUUAGCAUUCCAAAACUUUGGCUUAUGACAGACAUAUUCUAUCGCAAUUGCUAUUUUGCUGACAGGAACAGCUGACAACUUUAAGACAACUGGAAUUUUAGGUUAUCCAAAUUUGUCUCAUCACAAUUUCACCCAAUGUAUCAUGACACCACUGCAUAAAAUAUCCAUGUACAAUGAACUCCUAUGAAUUUUCUCCAUAAUUAAGCCAGCUGUGUCUGAGUCAAAAAGUCCUUUAACCUUUUAUUAACCAUUCAUACUUGUUAUGAUGUGCCAGAACAGAACAUUGUGCUUGACAUGGGUAUCCAUAUUCUUGUCUAGAAUGAGUCAGUCCAGAGGUUACAUGAAGUUUGGCUCCCUUUCAUUUUUCUUCCAAAUUCCCACUGAACAGUCAAAUUAAUACUUAGAAUCUCCCUUAAGCUCAAAUAUUUUCUGCACUGUUAACAGUGAUCUUUUUUGGACUUGUAAAAUGCUCACGUAAAAGUCUGUGUAUCUGCAAACAUAAUUCUUUCCCAUGUGCUUUGUAAAGCAUUCCCUAAUGAAGAGAGAAUUCUUUAUGUUGAUCAAAUCUCCAAAUCUGAUGUAAUUAACUCCAGACUCAUCUACAGAAUCAGCAUAGAAGGGGGCCAUUAGGUCUGUUCCUUCAGUAUAAGCUCUCUGAAUAAGUAUGCAUCCACUACCAUUCCCCCAACUUCUCCCCAUAAAUCAUGCACAUUCUGCCUUGCAAGUUAACAAACCAGUUCCCUCCUGAUGCCUCAAUUGAGCCUCCUUCCACGAUACUCUCAGGCAGCAAUUUCAGAUCUUAACCAUUUGCUGUUUGAGAACAUUUCAUGUCACCCAUUGCUUCUUUCGAGAAUUACCUUAUGAACCCUUCAUUCUCAGUCCUUCCAACGUGAGAAGAGUUUUCCUAUCCACUCAAUGAUCCAUUAUCUUGAUGCGACAGUUUAUCAUUGUGUUAUACCCAAAACAAAUUAUUUUAUACACAAGUAUUUAUAUGUAUGCAGUCAUGUUUAUUACUGCUGUGGCAUACAGAAUAUUUUAGAGAAAAACAAAUUAUGUACAGAAGAAAUAUUUCUCACUAAAGCUGUUUGUAACUGAGAACUAUUUUAAGGUGGUAUGUUUAGUUGCAUAACACAAAUCUUCUGAAGUCAUUCCUUGUGUGAAGCAAUUUGUGAUGUUUGUGUUGUUAUAGCAAUAUAUAAAUGCAACAAUUGUAAAUCACUGUUUAGAAUAUUCUGUGCACUAAGGUAAUCCAUGCAACUGAAAAAAAAAGUGAGGGUUAGCUGCCUCUUUGUGAAACAGAAAGCUAGGACUAAGGUGGUUUCUGCAACAGCAUUUAACAUAAUUCUCUUGCUGCAGCAUCAUAUUGCUUAAGUCACACUCAUUACAGAGUCCUUCCAAUGCACAACACAAUUGAGCAUUUCACAGAAAUUAUCAUGGAAUUUGCAAGUUACUUGUGUCCUUCAAUUCUGUAUGUGACAUGCACGCAGAUCUAAUAUUGUAUAUGUGUAUUCUUUCACUAUUAAGCUACUUUAGAAUGCUCUGACAAGGUUUCACAGAUUAGUGGCAGUCAAGAGACUUCAAAUCCUAAAACCCAUAAAAUAAAUGCACUGGAGAUCACUUUUUUCCUUCUGGAUAAUGGAUUUUGCCUUUCAGAGAGAGAGGUAGUUUAGUUUAACUUGGCUUGCAAGGAUGUUAUUGAUUUCAGCUAGAAAUGUACUGUAGUAGUAUGUUCAGUGGUUGUUAUUUAGAAUAUUUCACUUUGCUUCUUUUACUUAUUCACAGGUUGUCAAAGUAACUUAUGGUCUAUCCUUAAUUGCCCUCAAAAAAGUCACACAGAGCCACCUUCACGAAACACUGCCAUCCACAUGAUGCUUAGUAUAUUUUGUCAUAGCAGUUUGAUAUAAUGGAGUGGCCAGCUAGGCCAUUUCAAGAGCAAUUCAGAGUUAGCUAUAUUGUUUUGGAUCAGUCAUUCCUUGUAAGCAGGGUGGGUAAGGAUAAAAGGUUCAUUUCUAAAGGACAUUAGUGAAUGGGAUGGGUUUCAUGAUUAUCCUAUAGCUUCAUGAACAUUGCUUUUGCCAUUAUUCUUUGUUUUAAUUCCAAAUUUAUUUAGUAAACUGAAUAUAGAUUCAUAAGCUGCUAUGAUUGGAGUUGUCUCCAUAUCAUUAUCCAGGCCUUUGGAUUACUAGCCCAAUAAUAUAGUAUUUUACCCAACCUUGGAUAAAGUGGUCUAAAUGGGAAGAAAUAAAUGGAGACAACAAUAGCAACAUUUAAAUCAAAAGUAUUUUUCCCGUACUAUGCCAACAAGAUAAAAAGGCAAAGGUCCUAGAACAAAAUUAUUUAAUCAAUAACAUGAAAUAAACAUGAGACAUUACAGUAAAGAUUUAAAAGAAGCACUUUAUAUAGAUUUGGUUUUAAGUACUGGAUCCUAUGUGUUAUCAAAGAGCACCAUUACUUAACUUAGAUGUGGCAUGUUAUAAAAAUCACUGAACACUGCUUCUGCACUUUGUAAAUUGUAUAGAACAUUUAUCAGUGUUUUUACACUUAAUAUUCACCGGGCUGGCUUUAACUGUAUAAUUUAUAACAUGCUUAAGUGAACAUUCAUUGAAAUAUUAAUCCUUUUGUUUCAAAUCUCUGUUUUUGUGAAUUCCCACAGAAAAGGAAGGCUUACAUUUACAAAGCUAUAGGAUAGAAUGUAAUAGUUAUGGUGGGGGACCAUGUACACAUCUUGAAGGCCCUGCUGUAGCCAUUUCAAUGGGCUUAGGUCCUGGCAUCAGGUUUCUUGGCUUCUAUUAGGGUAUUUUCCCCCAGAAAUCCUUGUACACAGCAGAUAGCCCACCUCCAAGAGUUUCUGAUCAACCAAAUGCCAGCAGCACACUGGUGCAUCUUCAACAUCAUUGGGAUCAGGGGUUGGUACUGCAGUGUGAGGUAGGCAAAGAACCAGCAAUGGAAUCCCGGGGAUAUGGCACUCAGGGCAGAUUCAGCGGGACCAGAUAGGAUGCACCAAGGAAGACAGGCAGGAUGGGGUGAUCUUGCUCCAGAGUCGACAGCGUGUUGCUAGAAAAGCACAGCAGGUCAG